AUGAUGCAGAAUAACACAAAUUUGACUACUAAUGAUAGCGCUUCAUUUGAUGACUUCACAUGGUCUUUUAGAACGAUUACCAUUCUUAUUGUAUGCAGUCUAAUUACAAUUUUGACUAUAUUAGGCAAUGGUUUAGUUUUGAUUUCAAUCAAAUUUCGUCUUCGAGCUCCAUCAUAUUCUGAUUAUUUUAUUGUUAGUUUAUGUCUAGCAGAUUUUUUCGUUGGCUUAUUUGUAAUGCCAUUGAUGACAAUACAUUCAUUAUAUUUACGUUGGCCAUUUCAUUAUCGUCUUUGUUAUGUGUGGAUGUCCAUUGAUUUUACUUGUUCAACAGCAUCAUUCCUUACACUUGCGUCUAUGGCUCUAGAUCGAUAUUGGGCAUUAACAGCGCCUUAUUUUCAUUUGCGUAAUCGUUCCUAUUCAUCCGUAUUAAUAUUUAUAAUUAGCUCGUGGGCUAUCCCGUUUGCUAUAUGGCCAGGAUCAAUAUUUAUUUCUCACCAUUAUAGUACAAUAGAUCCGUCAUGUGUUCAUCCAGCACAUCCAGUUAUUAUUGUUGGAUUAUGCACAUUUUUUUAUUAUAUCCCACUUCUAUUUAUGCUUGUUUGCUAUUCAAGAAUAAUAGUCAAUAUUAAAAAUAUUGAAGUAUUAAUUAAAGAUACUUUUGGUUCCAUAAAAUCAAAUUCAUCUAACGGUGGUUUUGACUCGUCCAGCAGAACGAAAAUAGAACAAAUUGAUGGUUACACUCGUAACGACCUAAUUAGUCUUACAAGAGCAACGACCACAUCUUCACUUUCAUCAAUCCGGUCUCUUUUCUAUAAAUAUAUUCAACGCAAUAGAUUGACAAAUUCAAUUAAAAUAUCCGCUAAUGAAAAACAGUUUAUAAUGAACCGAAAAAAUUCAAAUGAAUAUGGUCACUCUAUCAAUUCAAAACGACGAUCAACAGUAGUCGGACAAGGAGAAGUACAGAAUCUUUUACUACCAAAAUCAUCACUAAGUCCUCAACAUCGUUUAUGUCAACCACCAAGAGCAAUAUUCAAAAGGAAAAAGCGUUCUUUCAACGAUACACUUGAAGACAAAAGAUUUAAAGAUGAUUCCAUCGCCAAGCAAGAUAAUGAACAACAACAAUUAGUUUGUACUGGUAUUAAAACACACAGAUUAUCAUUGCCAGCUAUCCGAUAUGAUUCAUGUCAUUAUUAUCGAAAUUCUCUGCCUGCCAAUACAAUUAAAACAAAAGUGACUAUUGAAGAUCAACCUCGAGAUAUCGCAAAUGAUCAUCAAAAUUCAGUAACAUCUGACCGUAGCCAAUCACAAUCACCUACACUAGUUGAAUGUAAUGGUAACGGUAAUGUUAAAACAGUGCCUUUAUCAAAACCUAUUUCAUCCGUUGAUAAUAAUAAUAGUAAUAAUAAUAAAGAUGACGAAAAUCGUCGAGUAAAUCAUCGUAAUCAACCGAUACGUUUAUCGAAUCCGUGUAAUUCAAGUCGUUAUAGCCAACAUGCCGUAGCUCAAUUCAUGCAUGAAAGACGUAAAGCAUGUUUAAGACGAAAUCAAAAAGCCAGUCGAAUGCUCGGCAUUUUGCUUGCCGUCUUUCUUAUUUGUUGGCUUCCUUUUACAAUAUUUUAUCCAACAUCGAUAUUUUAUCCAAAUAAACUGUCCAAUGAACUUGAAAGUAUCACAUUUUGGUUUGGUUAUGCCAAUUCAUUGUUGAAUCCUUUUCUCUACGUGUACAGUUCUCGAAAUUUUCGCCAAGCUAUUAUUGAAACAUUAUGUUGUCAUGUUCGAUUACGAGCACGGCAACGACAACGAUUACAUUAUCAAUGUCGAUCAGCACCAAUUAUUAUAGAUAAUAAAUUUUUAAUUUUCAAUUCAAAACCAACCGAACAGAAUAAUUCGUCAGUAAAGAAAUUUUCAUCGUUAUUAAAUGUGAAAUCAACUGGAGCAUUUCAUGAUCAUACAAAUGCAAAAAAUAAUCAACAAGAGUUGGAUGCUAUGAAUAAAAUAGUCGAUCAAACUGAUCAUGAUCUUCGACGUGCACUUAAAUAUGCAAAUUUAAGACAUGAACAACUUGACGAAUUAGAAUUUCGAUCAGAAGAAAUGCUUAGCAAGAAUGAAAAUCUUGUAUUUGUUAAACAAAACAAACAGCAAUACCAAAAUCACAAUCAUACCGUCGAAAAAAAAGUUGAUGGUGCUCUUAUUAUGAUUAAAUCGAAAUUUCCUGGCAUUACAAACUAUCGAAAAACUCAAGAACGUGAUCUUCUAUGGCGACGAUUACGAUAUAUUGCAUUAGGAGCAAUAACAAUAGGAAUUAUUAUACUGUUAAUUAUUUUAAGUAUGACUACUAGACGACCGGCACCGUCGUCACAAGUAAUAAAUGUACGACAUUUCAAUGAUGGCAUCUCCAAUAAAAAUAGCAAUAAAGACGUCACUUCAACGAUGAAAUUAAUAACAUCUUAUCGACGACGAAAAAAAUAG
Rotaria socialis is the source of this 2469-nucleotide messenger RNA. NCBI's taxonomy places the organism in Eukaryota, Metazoa, Rotifera, Eurotatoria, Philodinida, Philodinidae. The record is from the annotation of a GenBank genome assembly.